This is a messenger RNA of Thermothielavioides terrestris NRRL 8126, 1368 nucleotides long. RefSeq lists its product as uncharacterized. The record is from RefSeq and is a predicted model, not a curated record. NCBI's taxonomy places the organism in Eukaryota, Fungi, Ascomycota, Sordariomycetes, Sordariales, Chaetomiaceae. The transcript is spliced from 2 exons. Gene Ontology annotation, biological process: regulation of transcription by RNA polymerase II. Gene Ontology annotation, molecular function: DNA-binding transcription activator activity, RNA polymerase II-specific; zinc ion binding. The coding region runs from base 1 to 1368 and encodes 455 amino acids.
AUGGCGCGCCUUCGCCUUGGCUAUACCAAGUCGCGGACAGGCUGUCUCAGAUGCAAGCAGCGUCGAUGCGAUGAGACACGGCCGUCGUGCAGGGCCUGUGUCCGCCACGGCCUCGAGUGCAGUCUUGCAGCCCAGCCGAACACACAACCCGCCUCCGCCCCCACUCCGUUGCCGGGCCCGACUUCGCCGCCAGCGACAGCGCCGCACCCGGCCCCGGCUCCGCCCCGGAGAAGCCGGGCGCGGCCGGCCGACUCCAAGCCCAAGAAAUUCGAACCACACGUACCGCCGCCCGGCCCAUCCACAGAUGCCGGCGGCUCGGAAACGGGACCCUCGCCCAAUGCCUCGUCAGCCACGUUCGCCGGGUCGCCCUCCGUAGCAGCGUCGCCGGACCCCUUCCCGUACCUCAGCAAGUUUGUCACAGGCCCGUCCGAGGGUGACGCGGCCAACUGGGUUAUGGACCUGGAGCUGAUGCAUCACUUCACCACGUGCACGUUCCGGACCUUCCAGAUGGACGAGCGGGAGGAGCUGUGCCGGCUGUGGCAGGUCGAGGUGCCCAAGCAGGCUUUCGUCCACGUCUUCCUGCUGCACCAGAUCCUGGCCGUCUCGUCGUACCACCUCGCCCACCUGCACCCGCACAGCCGCCAGGCGUACUCGCUGCGUGCGUCGCAGCAUCAGAACGCCGGCAUCCGCGCCAUGCGCAUCGCCCUGUCCGACAUCUCCCCCGCCAACUGCCACGCGCUCUUCGCCUCGUCGACGCUGCUCUUCAUCGGCUCGCUCGCCGCGUCGUCGGCCGCUGUCGGCUCCGACGCGCCCCCGCCCACCGUCGACGACCUGGUGGACGUCAUGAUCCUCGUCAAGGGCAUCGGCAGCGUCCUGGACUCGUCGCAGGCCCUGCUCCGGUCCGGCCCGCUGUCCGCGCUUUUUGCCCAGCGCGGAAGCCUCGGGCAGACCAACCCGGCGCUGGACCGGGUGGUGUUGGCCGUCGGCGACUUCCUCGUCGAGGUCGCCGAGGCCGAGCCCGACGACCGCGUGCGCGCCGUGAUCCACGCCGACGCGUACCGCCUGGUCACCGUCAUCCGCGACGCGCUGCUCAAGUCGCCCGUCGCCGAGUACCGCGUCGUGGCGGCCUGGCCGAUCCAGAUGUCCGACGACCUGAUCCCGCUGCUGCGCCAGCGGAACCAGGCCGCGCUGGCGCUGCUGUCGUACUACUGCGUCGUGUUCCACGCCGCGCAGCUGCAGGGGUACUGGUUCAUGCAGGGCUGGGCGCCGGGCGUCAUCCUCGACAUCUCCAGGUCCAUGGCCGGGCCGUGGCAGCGCCACUCGGCCUGGGCGCUCGGGUGGAUCACCGGCCACACGAGCACGGGUUGA